AUGACAGAAAAAUAUAAGGUAAACUUUUUUUAUAUUUUAUUUUUAUUUUAUAUUUUAAAUUAUAAUUUCAAUGUUGUAAUUUCAAUUUUUCCAACAUCAUUUUCUCAAAUUAAUUCAACAAAUGGGUUUUUAAUAUCAGAAGGCAGAAGUUUAAUUUCAAUUACACAUGGAGACUUGAACGGUGAUGGUAAUGAUGAUUUGAUAUAUGCUAAACAUUCAGAAGGACUAUAUGUAUUUUAUGGGCCAUUAGCAAGUAAUUUUGAUUUUCAAACAGACAUAUCAAAAAUCAACGGUUCAAAUGGUUUUAUUUUUUUAAAUACUACUGUUCUAAUGUAUCGAAUAGCUGUUGGUGAUAUAAAUAAUGAUGGAUUUGACGAUAUUGCUUUUUUUUUAAAUAUUAUGCCAGGAAAACUUUGUGUUAUCUAUGGUACUGAUCAAAUUAUAUCACCUUCUACUUUUUCCACAGUGAAUGGUAAUAAUGGUUUCUAUAUUUCUCACGUUUCGUCCUCUAAUAUUGCAUUUGGGCUUGUAAGAUCAAUCAUUGAUUUCAAUGGUGACUCAAUUAAAGAUUUAUUUGUCUCUGCAAGUAUAGGAACUUAUGUAAGUACAGGAACACCAAUUUCAUAUAUGAUAUUUGGUAUAAACGGUGGUAAAUUUCAAGUUAAUUCACAAUUUGAAUUUGACCCUUCAACAUUAAAUGGGAGUAAUGGUUUUUUAAUUAAUAAUUUCAAUUCAUAUGCGGCUUAUCCUUAUGAUAUGAAUAAUGAUGGGAUUGGUGAUAUAAUUAUAAAUAGGGGACAUAUAGCAAUCGAUAUUAUUUAUGGUAGCAGAGGUCCUUUUACCUCACCAUAUAUCCCAGUUUAUGAUGGUGUCAAAGGUACCAGUUUCAGCUUUUUAGGUUGCUCAACAAAUUAUAAUGCUCUUCCAAAUGCUUUUGGAGAUUUUAAUAAUGAUGGACUAAAUGAUUUUGGUAUUCUUACAAAACAUACUUCGGGUGACUAUAUAGCUUUUUUGGUUUGGGGUAAAACAGAAUAUCCACCAACAACAACAUUAAGUAUAAAUCUAAAUCCAUCGGAUGGUUUGGUUAUAGCAGUUAUUGGCAACACCUAUAACUGGGCUUUUUCUCCUAGGUUAGGGGAUAUAAAUAAUGAUGGAUUUGCAGAUUUUUUAAUCAAUGGUAACACUGACCUCCCAUUCACCAUUUUGUAUGGUAAUAAUAAAAAUUAUGCUUCAAAUCCAAUUUAUUUAAAAGAUCAAGUUGGUGAUUGUUCAAAAAUGUCAAUUAAUGGCUAUGCUGAGGCUAUUGAUAUUGGUGAUUAUAACUCUGAUGGUAUUGAUGAUAUUACAGCAGCUAUAUUAGCAACAGGUUCAUAUUUAGAUAUUUAUACAAUAUAUGGUCAAACUUCGAUUGGUUCAAUUUCAAUAAUUAGUAAAUUAUUUCAACCAAAUCCAAUGUCAAACUCAAUUUAUAAAUUAUUUGAAAAUAAUAUUAAUUCAGAAGUUGGACAAUGCGCAAUUAGAAUUGUUACAUUAACAAUUGAAAAUCCAGCAAAUGAAGAUCAAUUUAUUAUUAAUCCUAGUUUCGAUAGUUCAAUAUAUUCAAUAACAUUUAAUAAUAAUACAAGAGUUAGAAUUGAAUUAAUAUUAUUUGGUGAUGAGAGUAAAUCAAUUGCAAAUGAUGUUUUACCAAAAAUAACAGUUUCAUUGUCACCUCAGCUAUUUAAUAGAACUAUAUUAAUGAAAUAUGGUAAUCAAGUACAAUCAAUUAAAUUCAUUGGUCAACCAAAUGCAAAUUGUGAUACAAAAUGUUUAAAUGGAGGUACUUGUAAUCCACUCACUGGUUGCCAAUGUAUAAAUGAUCAUUAUGGUGAUUAUUGUGAAUUAAAAGAUUGUACAGUUCCACAAUGUUUAAAUGGUGGUUCAUGUAAUACAACAGUUGGUGAAUGUUCAUGCACUCAAGGUUAUGAAGGUACGGAUUGCAGUGGUAUUAGUUGUUCAGCUUCAUGUUCAAAUGGUGGUUCAUGUAAUACUACAGUUGGUGAAUGUUCAUGUCCUCAAGGUUAUGAAGGUGUAGAUUGCAGUGGUAUUAGUUGUUCAAUUUCAUGUUUAAAUGGUGGUUUAUGUAAUACUACAGUUGGUGAAUGUUCAUGUAUUAAUGGCUUUUAUGGUGAUGAUUGUGAUACAAAGGAUUGUACAGUUCCACAAUGUUUAAAUGGUGGUUCAUGUAAUACUACAGUUGGUGAAUGUUCAUGCACUCAAGGUUAUGAAGGUAUAGAUUGUAGUGGUAUUAGUUGUUCAGUUUCAUGUUUAAAUGGUGGUUUAUGUAAUACUACAGUUGGUCAAUGUCAAUGUAUAAAUGACUUUUAUGGUGAUAAUUGUGGUACAAAGGAUUGUGCAGUUCCACAAUGUUCAAAUGGUGGUUCAUGUAAUACUACAGUUGGUGAAUGUUCAUGCACUCAAGGUUAUGAAGGUAUAGAUUGUAGUGGUAUUAGUUGUUCAGUUUCAUGUUUAAAUGGUGGUUCAUGUAAUACAACAGUUGGUCAAUGUCAAUGUAUAAAUGACUUUUAUGGUGAUAAUUGUGGUACAAAGGAUUGUACAGUUCCACAAUGUUUAAAUGGUGGUUCAUGUAAUACUACAGUUGGUGAAUGUUCAUGCACUCAAGGUUAUGAAGGUAUAGAUUGUAGUGGUAUUAGUUGUUCGGUUUCAUGUUUAAAUGGUGGUUUAUGUAAUACUACAGUUGGUCAAUGUCAAUGUGUUGAAGAUUAUGAUGGCGAUGGUUGUGGUUCUGAUAAUAAAAAGAAAACAAAUAUUGGUGUUAUCAUUGGCCCAAUUCUAGGUGGUCUUGCACUAAUUGCAAUUAUUGUUGUUGCAAUUGUUUUAAUUAAAAAGAAGAAGAAUGGAAAUUCAAAAAAAAAUACAAAUAACAUUGAAUUAAGACCUCAAGGUUCCACUGUUGAUAUUCAAAUGGGUGGUAGAAUUAAAAAUCUUGAUAAAUUUUAA
Messenger RNA from Dictyostelium discoideum AX4, 3000 nucleotides. RefSeq lists its product as hypothetical. Lineage: Eukaryota; Evosea; Eumycetozoa; Dictyosteliales; Dictyosteliaceae. The coding region runs from base 1 to 3000 and encodes 999 amino acids. The record is from RefSeq and is a predicted model, not a curated record. The transcript has 4 exons.